Molecule: messenger RNA, 6654 nt
Organism: Closterium sp. Yama58-4
Lineage: Eukaryota; Viridiplantae; Streptophyta; Zygnematophyceae; Desmidiales; Closteriaceae
Source: the annotation of a GenBank genome assembly
AUGUUUAAGGGACUUAGGACGAAAAAAGAGAGGUUCGAUUUUAGGUUCCGGUUUCACGCGACGCGGGUACCGGCGUCUGGUUUCGACAACCUCGUGGUGUUCGUCGUUCCCAGCGAUUCCGGCAAGCCCGAGGGCCAAACCCCCAAGGCAACGGUCAAGAAUGGCUCGUGCGCGUGGAGCGGGUCGGUCACCAUCACCACAAAGCUCACGCGCCACGCCAAAGCCAAGGCGUACGAGCCCCGGCCGUACCGCUUCGUCGUGUCUUCUAACUCGUUGCGAUCGGGCGUGCUGGGCGAGGCGACGCUGAACCUAGCGGAAUUCGCGGGUUUCGGAGGGCUGGAUCAGCGAACGCUUCCCCUGAAGAACUGCAGCGCUGGCACCAUCCUUCAUGAGAAGGAGGAUGAAGGGUGGGGUGGGGAGAAGGAGCGGGAGGAAGAGGACUGGAUGGCUGGCGAAGGGGAGAGGCGGCCGGGGAGGAGGAAGGAGUCGGGAAUCGACCAGGACUUGGAGUGGCUUCGGCAGCAGGAGCUGCAGAAGCAGCAGGAGGAGAUGCGGAAGCAGCAAGAGGAAAUGCAGAGACAGGAGCAAGAGAAGCAGAAGCAGGAGCAGUUGGCAGUAAAACAGCGAGAGGAGGAGGAGGAGAGGGGGAGGGAGGCGGGUGCGGAGUGGGGUGGGCAGCAGAGCGAGGAGGAGGAGUUGCGGCGGCAGGAGGAGGAAUUGGAGGAGGAAGCGAGGAGGGUGAGGAUGGAGCGGGAGAAGCAGCGCCAGCGGAAGGAGGAGAUGCGGCGGCAGCAGCAGCAGCAGGGGGGCGGCAUGGGGGGAACAUCCGCGGACGUCACGCCCGCGCAGAGCCCCACGCUGCAAGGCAGGGCGGGUGGCUGGGAUACGUGGGGUAGUGGCGCAGGGGACGGGCGCGCGGAGGGUAGGGCGGGCGGGGGAGAGAGGGAGGUAGCGCGGUCGCCAGGAAUUCCCCCGCCUGCGGGGGCGGUGUCCCCGGGGAAGCUGUUGGGCGGGUGGAGCAAGCGCGCCAGCAGCAAAGACGCGCAGGAGCAGGCCGCGGGGGGUGCUGAUGCUUCCGCCGCUGGGGGCGCGGGUGCGGGGAGUGGCGCGCAUCGCCUUCCCCCAGCAGCUGCGCCUGCGGUGCUUCCCCCCGUUCCCGGCGCAGCUGCCGCCUCCCCCAGGGGUGCCCGGACCCCCUCGCCAGCUGGCACGCCCACUCACCGGCCAGCGAGGCAGUACGAUGACGUGGCAGGCGCGGAGGGCGGCGGGAUGGGCGGGGGCGGGGAGAGCUCCCCGUACAGGUAUGGUUCCCCCAGUGCGCGGAUGGGCGGAGCGGGGAGAGACAGCCCUGACAAUUACCGCAGCCCUGACCCUUCCCCAGGGAUGAUGGGCGCGGGGUACCCGUUCGGGGAGGGCGGAGAGGGAGGCGGGGAGGAGCGCAACAGCUUUGGCGGCGGCGGCAGCAGCGGCACUUACCCCUUCCAACCGGGAGCCGCCCCUGAAUCGUUCGCGCUGCCCGACGCUGCCAGUCCGGACGAGUCUCCCCGCUCUGGCGGGUAUUCCGGCAGCAGAGGCGCGCGGGGGGGAUACUUCGGCGCGGCGGAACCUGUUGGGCGCGGGGGAGGCGGCGGAGCGGGCCGGGGGCAGGGCGCGGAGAUGCACGUGCGGAGGGACACGUCGGCGGAGCUGGCGGCGGCGGAGGCGGCGAUAGAGGAGCUGCAGCGCGACUGCGUCAAGUACCAGACGACCUCCCGCAACCUCUCCCGCGAGGUCGAGAGCCUGCGCGGGCAGCUCGCGGAGGCCUUCGUGCAGGACCAGCGCGCGGACAUGGCGAUCGGGCAGCUGAAAGACGAGCGCGAUCGCCUGCAGGAGGAGGUGAAUAUGCUGCGCGCGGGGUUGGGGGGACGCGGGGGUGGUGGCGGGGGGUUGUCCGGGGGUGCGGGGGAGGAGGAGGGGAUGGAUACGAACUCGUAUGUGGCGGACGGGACGGAGAGUGAGUGGAGUGUGGGGGGAGGCGGGGGCGGGGGCGCGGAGGGGAUGAGGCGCGUGGCGGGGCUGCUGGAGGAGGCGGAGUUCCUGCGCGGGACGGUGGGCGCGCUGUCCGCGCAGGUGGAGAUGCUUCAGCGGGAGAACGAGGCGCUGAUUGCGCAGGCGGAGCAGGCGGAGGCGGAGGCGGGGAAGUACCGGCGCGACGCGGAGGAGCUGUUCGAGGCGCGCCAGGAGACGGAGGCGGCGCUCAAGCGCGCGCAGAAGCAGGCGGACGAGCGCGAGGCGGAGUGGCAGGAGCGCGUGCGGGACAUGGCGGAGGCGCAGGCGGCGCUGGAGGAGCAGCUGGCGGAGCUGCAGGGCGCGGGGGGAUGGGACGGGGGAGGGUCCGCGCGGCCGAGCCCCCUGGGACCGAGGGGGAAGGGAGAAGGGCAGGAAGGGGUGGAGGACGGUCUAAUGCUGUCAGAAACGGUGGGGAUGAGCGGGAGCAGCAGGAAGAGCCGGGGAGGAUCAUUCGCGGAGGGCGAGGCGGGCGGAGAGGCCGAGCGGGGGGGAGGGGGAGCGGGGGACGUGAGCGUGGUGGCGCAGCUGAGGCGGAAGGUGGAGGAGCUGGAGCGGGAGGCGCAGGAGUUGACUGCGGAGAGCCUGGAGCUGGCAGCGGGGCUGAACGUGGCGAAUAAGGAGGGCGAGGUGAAGGAUGCGCUGAUAGAACAGCUGCAGCACGAGCUGAUCGCUGCUGGGAAGAAGGAUUCGAUUGCCUCGGCUGCUGCUGCGUCUGGGUUUGCUGCGUUUUUCAGCAAGGGGAAGGCGGAGGGGAAGAGCGUGGCGAGUCUGAUUAAUUCCGGGCCGGCGGCGAAUGAGAGGGAUGUUGGGAAGCUGCAUGGAAGGAUCGUGGAGCUGCUGCAGGCGCUGAAGGAGCAGAGCAGGGAGGCGGAGGAGGCGAGAGAGGAGGCAGUUCAGCUGCGGAGUAAGAUGCGCGUGAGUGAGAUGGCCACUGCGCGCGCCAUGGAUAGGCUGAGCAUUCUCGAGGAGUAUGAGCGCCGGGCGAAGCAGAUGGAGGGGGAGUUGGAGGAGACGCGGAAGACGCUGGCGGCGCAGAGAAGGUUGAGGGAGGAGCAGGAGCGGCGGCAUGUGGGGGAGGUGGAGCAGCUGCGGGAGCAGAAGCGGGACGCGGAGAACCGGGUGACGAGGUACGGGGAGGAGGUUCGGCGGCUGGAGCGGCAGGGGGAGGCGGCGGUGAAGCAGGUGGAGCAGGUGGGGGAGACGCUUCGGGAGUUUUUUACUGCGUGGGGGGGGGAGAAGGGGACGGGGGAGGAGGGGGAGACGCUGGGGGAGCAGGCGGAGGGGAAGGAUGUGGCGGGGAAGGUGGGGGUGGUGGUGGGGGCGGCGGCGCUGUGGCAGCAGCGCGUGGGGGAGCUGGAGCGGGAGAGAGAGGCGCUAGAGGAGCAGGUGAGGGAGAGUGAGGCCCGCGUGCACGAGGUUGAGUCAACGUCUGGGGCGUGGCGGUCGGAUAGAGGGGCGCUGGAGAAGCAGGUGAGGCGGUUGGAUGAGCAAAGGCGGCUGGCUGAGUCGAGGGUUCAGGAGCUGGAGUUGCAGCUGUCGGCCAUGCAGGAGAUGCUGGAGGAGGCUAAGGCGGAGGCGGGGGCGGCUGCUGCUGGGGGGGGCUUGGCUGGGGUGACGCUUGCUGACGUGGAGGCGCUGCAGGCGGCGAAUCAGAAGGCGAGGAGGCGGAUUCAUGAGCUGGAGGGGCAGGUGAGGGAGAAGGAGGAGCAGGUGAGGGGGAAGGAGGCGGAGUUAGAGGUCGCGCUGGCGGCGGUUGCUGCUGCCGCGGAUUCAGCUGCAGCGGCGGCGGCGGCGGAAGCAGUGGGGAGGGCAGGGGCGGGCGGGGGAGCAGGAGCGGGGGCAGCGGGGGCUGGCGGGGGGAGGGCGGAGAGGGAGUUGGAAGACGCGCGGAGGAGGGUAGAGGGAUUGGAAGAGGAGAUUAAACGCAUGUCUGGGGAGUUAGCGCUGGCUGGUGUGAGCCGGCGGGAGCUGGAAAUGAAGGUGCUGCGGCUGGAAGGGGCGUGCGGCAAGCUGGAGAGUGAGCUGCAGGAGGCGAAUGUGGGGCGGCGGCGUGCGGAGGAGAGGCAGGCGGACGCGGAGGCGCAGCUGGCGGUGGCGGUGGACAGGGCGGAGACGCAGAGGGGGCUGGUGGGGGAGUUAGAGGAGAAGGUGAGUAAGGGGGCCGCGAGGGAGGAGGCGUUGGAGCAGUAUGUGGCUGUGGUUGAGGGGAAGGUGAAGGAGGGGGAGCGGGAGAGGGAGAGGUUGGAGGGGCGCGUGAGGGAGGAGGAGGAGAAGAGGAAGGAGGUUGAGAGGAGGGUUGGGGAGAGUGAGGCGGCGGUGGGGAGAGCGAGGGAGGAGGCGGAGAGGGAAGUGGGGGAGGCGAGAAGAUUGGUAGAGGAGAUGGAGGCGCGGUUGGAGGUGGGGGAGGCGGAGAGGGAGUGUGCAGUGGCGAGGGCUGUAAGGGCGGAGGAGGGGCAGCGGAGGGAGAAGGCCGAGAGGGAAGCGGCUGUGGAGCGGUUGACCAAUGAGGUGGCGCUGCUGACUCAGCAGCUGUCGGCUUUAUCUGAGGGGGGGAGUGGAGGGGAGGGCGGCGACAGGCUGUCUGCGGUUGAAGCCGCGGAGCUCCGGGCUGCGAAGGGCGAGCUAGAGGACAAGCUGCGCCGUGCGGAAGGGGAUUUGAGAGAGGCGGUGAGGGAAAAGGUUAAGCUGGAGGGGGAAGUGCGGGCGGCGAAAGAAUCGGCAGCAGAAUUAAAGGUCAAGGAGGGGACGCUUUUGGGAGAGGUAGAGGAGUUCAAGAGACAAGUGGCGGCGGCAGCAGAGGCAGCAGCUGAGUUGACUCGCAUGAAGGAGCAGCACGAGCAGGUGGUAACACAGCUAGCCAAGGCGGAAGCUUCUUUGAAGGAGCUCCAGGUGGCACGGGAGGAGCUGGAGCAGGAGCGCAAGGGGCUGGUGCAGCAGAGCGUGGUGUUGCAGAGCAAAGUGAAGGAGCUGGAGCGAGUCAAGGGGGAGCUGGCCCAGGCCAGGACUGAGCGACAGGUGCUGGAGGAGAGGAGGCUAGCACUGGCGAUGAAGCUGGCAAGGAUAGAGGAGAGCAUGGAGGAGUUGGAGGAUUUACGGGCGCGGAGCGCGUCGGUGGAGGGGGAGAUGGGGCACCUGGCGAAGCAGGCGGAGCAGGUGCCGGGGUUGUUGGAGGAACGGGAGAAGCUGCAGGGGAGGGUUAGGGAGCUGGAGGGUCGGGCGGCGGAGCUGGAGGCUCGGGUGGGCGAGAUGCAGGCUGCUGCUGCUGCGGCGGUGGCAGCGGGUGGGGGUGAGAGUGAGGGGGAUGGUGGUGCAGGUGCUGCUGCAGCCGCGGCGACAGCAGCUGCAGCAGAAGCGACAGUUGCGGCCGAGGCAGCGGCGGCGGCAGCUUCAGCGAAAGCAGAGGCGUUAGUGGAGGAGGUGCGGCAGCUGAAGCAGCAAAACGCGGAGCUCAAGCGUGCUCUCACUGACGGUAGCAGCAGUGGUGGUGGUGCUGGUGGUGGGAUGGAACCUUCCCCCCAGGGGAAGGGAAGCAGGUCUCUGGGCGCAGGGGCGGGGGGCAUGGGGGGGAUGGGCGGAGGGGGAGCAGGGGGGGCGUUCGCCCGCGGGCGGAUGGGGGGGAUCAUGGCGUUGCGGGGGGGAGGGGGGGAGGCGGCGUUGGAGAGGCAGGUGGAGGAGCUGAGGCGGCGGACGGUGGCAUUGGAGGGCGAGGUGGGGCGCAAGGCAGAGGCGCUCGCUGCUGCUGAGAGGCGGCUGCUGGAGCUGGAGGGGAGUGGGGGGAGUGGGGGUGCAGGGGCGCGGGUGGGGGACAUGGAUGCUGCUGCAGAGGAGCGCAUCAAGACGCUUGAGUUCCUAACACACCCCGUUGAUAACUCCAAUGCGACUCGUACUCGUUGCUUCCCCUCUCUCCUGCCCCUGCUGCCAUCCCUACAGGCGCAGGUGGAGGUGUUACAGCAGCAGGUGGAGCAGCAGAGGGCGGUGGCGGAGGCGAGGGAGGGCAGCAUGGGGGAGUACGUGGCUCUGCUCACUGCCACCAAUGAUUCUCUUGCUGCUGGCACUGACGCUGCCACCAUGCAGCUUAAUCAAGCGCUGCUGAAGGCGCAGCAGCAGGUGGGAGAGGUGAGGGAGAGGGAGGCGGAGCUGCGGGCAGCAGCAGCGGUGCAUGACGCCACCAUUCUGGAGCUCAAGGAGGAGGUGGGGCGGCUGCAGAAGAAGCUGUCGCAGCGCAUGAGGGGGGGAGGCAGCACAGCAGGCGGCAGCGGCAUGGUGGAGCGCAUGGCACUGCUGGAGGCAGAGCUGGCAGAGGCCAUGGAGAGCAACCACAAGUACAAGGAGCAGCUCAAGAGGGCCUUGGGUGGGACGGGGAAUGGAGUCGACACUCAGCCCCCUGAAGCUGCUGCUGCUGCACCGAUUCCAGCCAGCCCCACCAAGCCAGCCGCACCUGCUAGCCUGGGGAAUGAUGUAGAGAGGUCGCCUCAGAUGAAAGGGAGAGCAGUCAGCAGCAGCCCCAUGAGCAAUGCCAGUGCUGGCAGUCCCAUGAUGGGAGGCAGUAGAAGACUCGGCACUGCAUCCCCUGCUGCAAAGCCAAGCCCCUUCGGAAGAAGGUAA